Molecule: messenger RNA, 336 nt
Organism: Fusarium venenatum
Lineage: Eukaryota; Fungi; Ascomycota; Sordariomycetes; Hypocreales; Nectriaceae
Source: RefSeq, a predicted model, not a curated record
AUGCAGUUUUUUACUGUCUUAGCUGUUUUCGCCGCUAGCGUCUCUGCUGGUAUUGGCGAUUAUGCAAAGAUCCAGUACUACUACGACGGCGGCUGCUCGCAAUAUGCCACCGAAUUCAAGGUUGGCGACUUUGAGUGCAUUAAUUACGAUUAUGGCAAUACCAAUAGUGGUAAUGUCGCUGGCUGUGACUCCAGAAACAAUGACUGCGAAUGCAAAUUCUACCAGAAUCGGGACUGCAAGGGACCCCUGAUGCGUGCUGGUACUGACAGUGUCUUUGGAAACUGCGCAUCACAGUGGGGCAAGGGUUUCAAGAGCGUUUACUGCCGAAACCGUUAA